AGCUCCCGGGGGCGGGGCCGGCACCGCCUCCCGCCGCUCUCCAAGAUGGCGACGGGGCCGCCUCCCUCAGCGGCCAAGCUGUACCGGCCCAACCGCUUCGUCUCGCUGCCCGCCGAGCUCGACCCCGACACCUACGAGUCAUCGCCGGAGAAGCGCCGCGCCGAGGCCGAGCGCCUGGCGAUCCGCUCCCGGCUCAAGCGGCAGUACCAGCUGCAGCUCAACAACCCCAGCCGGCCCGCCAUCAUCGAAGAUCCCGCUUUGCUCCGCUGGGCCUAUGCGAAGUCAAUGAACGUCUACCCUACUUUCCGCCCGACACCCAGGACGUCCUUUCUAGGAGCUGCUUACGGCUUAGGCCCCCUCCUCUUCUGGAUCUUCGUCUUAAAAGCUGACAGGGAUCGUAAAGAGAAGCGUAUCGAGGAAGGUAAAUACAAGCGACCAUUCAGUGURUUCUAAGUUCCUGGAAUUGCUGUGAUGUUCAUGGGAUAUAAAUAAAAUAAGAUGUAUUAUGUGAUGACAUUUCUCUGUCAUAAGAAUAAAUCUUAAUUGCUUGUUGGUUGUCUUGAAUCUUUCAAAAUCAUGCAAAUUGCAGAAAUGUAGGAUCUUUAUACCUAAAUCAGAUGGAUACAGAGAGGGUGUCUGGAACUCAGCUAUUGUACUCUUUCGGUGUACAUACAGAGGAUCUUUCUAAACCAUGGAGGUUGCUGCUGUCCAAGAAGRCUGAAAUUUGAAAUUACUAGCUGGCUAAAAUGGUAAACAAGACCAAAGUUUCCUAAAGGAACUACUGCUUACCUUCUAGAUAUUUCUUGGUGUCAGUUUGGCUGUGUGGUUUG
Malurus melanocephalus (red-backed fairy wren) is the source of this 830-nucleotide messenger RNA. It is a transcript of the gene NDUFB4, whose product is annotated as NADH:ubiquinone oxidoreductase subunit B4. Lineage: Eukaryota; Metazoa; Chordata; Aves; Passeriformes; Maluridae. Gene Ontology annotation, cellular component: mitochondrion. The record is from RefSeq and is a predicted model, not a curated record. The transcript has 3 exons. The coding region runs from base 46 to 453 and encodes 135 amino acids.